GGAGGCUCAGACACAAUGAACCGUCAGACAGUGAGGGGUACGCAUGUUGGACCGGGAGAAUUAACACGGUCUUAGUGUGUUAUUGCAUGUAAACGUGCCGUUUCUUUGUUUUAUCCAGUGAUUCUCAAGCUGCUGAGACGCUGUAUGGCGGUAACAAGGCUCUGCUGGAAGCGGUUUGUUCGUCCAGUUUGAUGAAAACGAGGUCGGGAUAAGACGAACGUUACCGUUAGCCCCUCCUGGUCGAUUGUUUUUUAACUCUUGUUUUUGUUUUUUAGCUAAAUACAACAAAGCAAAGUAGAUAACGAUGUCGCUGAUUGCGUCGUCUGAUUAUUUCGCUGCCGAGUGUCUGGUAUCGAUAUCUAGCGGUCCUGUUCUACACAGACCCACCCCGGUCGCCCCCGCCAACCAGCCUGCCUCGGUGGGCCUGCUCCCCGGGGAGCCCGAAGGGUCGAGUGAGGACAGGGAAGUGCGGGACACGCUGAGGCUGGAGGGAGCUAACGUGGUGGCGGUGGCCGGUAUCCUCACCGACCUACACGGCAAGUUCCGCCCCAUGUCGGCCUAUUCGGAGAACAGCAACUCCUCGUGUGGUGGGGAGAGCGGUUACACCACGUUGUCCGACCCGACCACCCCUACCAUGACCCCCACCGCCACCCCGGUCCCCGGACAGCAGCACCAGCAGCGGGCCGGGGGAGCAGGAGGAGGGGUGAAGCGACACCGGUGCACUUUUAACGGAUGCGACAGAGUUUAUGGGAAAUCUUCCCACCUGAAGGCACACAUCCGGACGCACACAGGUGAGAGGCCCUUUCCAUGCGUCUGGCCUAACUGUGUGAAGAAGUUUGCCCGCUCCGAUGAGCUCGCCCGCCACACUCGCACCCACACAGGGGAAAAACGCUUCCAGUGCCCGCUGUGCAACAAGCGCUUCAUGCGCAGCGACCACCUGAUCAAGCACGCCCGCCGUCAUCCCGACUUCAAGCCAUCCAUGUUGGGGCGCAACAGGGGCGCGUCCUCAGCUUCUGAUCCGGACGUGCACAAUUAGGGUGGCGUGGGUUUGCUGUGCACUGACGGGAGCACAAGACGGUCAACGUUAGUUUCAAGUGAACCGACUACAAUCAGAUCCACUAGUUAGGACUUAGCAUUGCUGUGUUGCACUAAAAACAAAUGUGCACGUACACACAAACAUACACACGCAGAGCUGGAUGCGUCUCUGUGUCCACACAGUUGAGUCACAUGAACACUGUCCACCCACUCAACAACAACCAGGGUUGGGUUUGAAAAUUGUUACGAACCUAAGAGAACCGGGGACUCGUUAAGAAAUGCGGCUUUUGGUUCCACUUGUCGUUUCCUGAAAGCAAGACUUUGGACCUACUGUGCUUCCAUUUGCAUCGGCAGUUACAUGAGCGUGUGUGUGUGAUGUUUACAGUAUGGCAGACUAGGCUAAGCCUCAGAAAACCCAAUAAUGAUAGAGUGAAAUGUAAUCACUGCAGUUAAGGAAAGUUAGAGGCAUGAAGGUAGACUUACUGCAGGAUGAUCUGAGAAUGUAGUUUUUACUGUCCUGCAUCAGUAGCAGUGAUAUUAGACCACAAAAGAGUUUUGUGGAUGAGAUCCCAAGAAUUUAAUGCCAGGUAUAUCACAUAAAAGUUGCAAAAGUCCCAGCAUGCCUUGGAAAAGUACUAAACGGUGUUUUGCAACAUAGCCUGCUGAAAUAAAAAUCAGUAGGUUUUAACUGCCAUAGAAGUGAAACACACACAGCUAGCACAAAUAUUGUAUUUCGUUUAAACCAAAAAAUCAAAUCAAGAAUACCUCGUUGUGGAUAUCCACCUGAUGGCAGCAUACGUUUAUCACAGGAAUUCUUUUUUCUGCCUUUCGUAAAAUUUUGAUCUCAGGAUUCGAUAAGAACGAGAAUCACGAAGCAGAUUUCAGUCGAUUAAAAUCAAACCCAACCCUGAAGGUAACCUCAUCGUCUCAAACUGAAACACUUUCACAGAUUGCAGGGAUUUCUUUAUAUUAUUGUCUGUACAAAUCUGCACAUUCAUCAUCAUCAUCAGCCAAAUAAUCCUCUGGUUUUCUUGUGGUUCAUUUCUACCUUGUUAGUAACCUUUAUUUACCAUGAGUAGCACAAUAUUGGGAUGUUAGAUAGUGAGGCGAUGGAUAGACGCUUGUUAAAAAUCUUUGUUUGUUUGUAGCUUUGCUGAUAUUAAGUUCUAGCGGUGACACAUUCCUUCAUGUUUUUUUAAUACGGCUUCAGUAACCAUCUCCGUUGAAGUCAAUAUUUUUUCACAUAUAUCCAAUUCAAGUGUAGAUCAAAUACUCAUUUUAGCCUGAAAGUGGAUCGAAUUUCAAUGUAGAAGAGUUGUUUGCACGCCAUCAUUAAGGCUCCACCAGUUAUCAUCAAUGAAAUGCUGACACAUAAUACACAGCAGUAUUAUGUCUAAACCUGAUGCAAAUGUAUAUAAGCUUUAAGCUUUUAAUGUAGAAAAAAAAUGGUAAUGCUACUAGCAGAAUAAUACACGUGAUGAAUUGUAGUCCUUAUAUUAGGGGUAACAUACAGUACGUAUGCUUGAUAGAAUGGCAUUGCCUGUGAGUGUUGGUGUGUGCGGUUUAUUUUAGAUUUACCUUUUUUUUUUU
Molecule: messenger RNA, 2625 nt
Organism: Maylandia zebra (zebra mbuna)
Lineage: Eukaryota; Metazoa; Chordata; Actinopteri; Cichliformes; Cichlidae
Product: Krueppel-like factor 9
Biological process (GO): regulation of transcription by RNA polymerase II
Molecular function (GO): RNA polymerase II cis-regulatory region sequence-specific DNA binding; DNA-binding transcription factor activity, RNA polymerase II-specific
Source: RefSeq, a predicted model, not a curated record